Pyrus x bretschneideri (Chinese white pear) is the source of this 492-nucleotide messenger RNA. RefSeq lists its product as uncharacterized. Bases 1 to 492 code for a protein of 163 amino acids. The record is from RefSeq and is a predicted model, not a curated record. The transcript has a single exon. NCBI's taxonomy places the organism in Eukaryota, Viridiplantae, Streptophyta, Magnoliopsida, Rosales, Rosaceae.
AUGGACCAGUGCAAGCCCAGCCCUACACCAUUCAUCUCCUUAUUACGUUUGUCUGCUUAUGAUGGUGAUCCUAUCUCGGAUCCUGAUGUUUAUCGGAGCAUGGUUGGCGGACUUCAGUAUUUGACUCUAACCCGCCCCGACAUUUCCUUUGUCGUUAAUCAAGUUUGUCAGUACAUGCACAACCCUAAAUCAACAUAUCUUCAGGCCGUCAAACGUAUCUACCGCUACAUCAAAGGGAUUGUUGAACAAGGUCUUUUAUUUCGUUCAUCUCCAGACUUCUCCAUUCGAGGCUUUUUUUAUACUGACUGGGCCGAUUCCAUUGAUGAUCGUCGCUCAACAAAUGGUGCUUGCAUUUUUCUUGGUCCUAACCUUUUUACAUGGAUCGCCAAAAAGCAAUCCACCAUGUCUCGUUCUAGUUCCGAAGCAGAAUAUCGUGCUCUUGCCACCACAGCUGCUGAAAUUCGUUGUUUUGUUAUCUCUUCUGUGAACUAG